AUGAGGCUAGCCUCUCUGGAUGGCAUAUUGGCUGAGCCCAGCUGUGACGUCAUUACCAAGGCUCAGAAAGUUCCGGAGGAGGGCGAGCGGAGCUGGGCGCUGAGCCAGGCAUGUGGGUAUUACCGCCGGCGGUGCCCGCCGGGUGAAAAGGAGAGGGAGGCUUGUGUGAGGAUCAUGGGUGAGAGCUGCAGUGCCCGCGUGCUCCAGUGUAGCCUCCUGAACACCAUGCAGAACCUGGAGCCUGCCACACAGACACGCACACAGGCAGCAGUGUGUGGCCAGAGGCUGUCGGCGGUGCAGAACGUGACUCAGCCCCGCUCCCGUAUUGUGGGGGGUUCCCCGGCCCUCCCUGGCAGCUGGCCCUGGCUGGUCAACCUGCAGCUGGACGGAGGGCUGAUGUGUGGAGGGGUGCUGGUGGACAGCACCUGGGUGGUGACCGCCGCUCACUGCUUCGCUGGCAGCCGCAGUGAUAGCUACUGGACGGCUGUGGUGGGAGAGUUUGAUAUCACCAAGACCGACCCUGACGAGCAGGUGCUCAAGGUCAACCGCAUCAUCUCCCAUCCCAAGUUCAACCCCAAGACGUUUAACAACGACAUAGCGCUGGUGGAGCUGACCUCUCCGGUGGUCCUGUCGGACCGCGUGACCCCUGUGUGUCUGCCAUCAGGUCUGGAACCGCCUACUGGCAGCCCCUGUCUGGUGGCUGGCUGGGGCUCCCUCUACGAAGAUGGGCCUUCAGCUGACGUGGUGAUGGAGGCUAAGGUUCCUCUGCUGCCCCAAAGCACCUGCAAGAGCUCCCUGGGCAAGGAGCUGGUCACCAACACCAUGCUGUGUGCCGGGUACCUCUCUGGAGGCAUCGACUCCUGCCAGGGGGACUCUGGAGGCCCUCUGAUCUACCAGGACCGUAUAUCAGGUCGCUUCCAGCUGCAUGGCAUCACGUCCUGGGGAGACGGCUGUGGGGAAAAGGGCAAACCUGGGGUCUACACACGGGUCAGCGCCUUCUCCGAUUGGAUACUCGCUGAGAUACAGAGUAACUCAUUUUUUGAAGCCACUAUUAUUUGCCAUGCAUUUACAUUAUUGGUUCUAAAGCUUUUGAAGUGA
Messenger RNA from Oncorhynchus masou masou (cherry salmon), 1098 nucleotides. It is a transcript of the gene prss56, whose product is annotated as serine protease 56. Gene Ontology annotation, biological process: proteolysis. Gene Ontology annotation, molecular function: serine-type endopeptidase activity. The transcript has 7 exons. The record is from RefSeq and is a predicted model, not a curated record. Lineage: Eukaryota; Metazoa; Chordata; Actinopteri; Salmoniformes; Salmonidae. Bases 1 to 1098 code for a protein of 365 amino acids.